AUGAAGCCCAGUCAGUCAGAGCCUAUUGCGAUUGUUGGAAGCGGGUGUCGCUUCCCAGGGGGCUCUUCGUCGCCAUCAAAUUUAUGGCAGUUGCUCCGAACGCCUCGAGAUGUGAGCAAAGAGAUACCCGAAGACCGAUUCAGCGUCAAGGGAUACUAUCACCCGGAUGGAUUUCAUCAUGGUACGACCAAUACUACCCGAUCAUACUUCCUGGACGACAUCCGAAAGUUCGACCCUCAGUUUUUCAACAUCCAGCCUGCCGAAGCAGACGCAAUCGAUCCGCAGCAGCGGCUUCUGUUGGAGACCGUGUAUGAGAGUAUCGAGUCGGCCGGGAUGACACUGGAAGGGCUUCAGGGCACACAGACAGCCGUCUUUGUAGGCAUGAUGGGCUGUGACUACUCCGACGUGCUUCUGGGUGACCUCGAGUGUGCGCCGACCUACACCGGCACUGGGACCGCUAGGAGCAUUCAUUCCAAUCGAAUUUCGUAUUUUUUUGACUGGCACGGACCUUCCAUGACGAUCGACACGGCCUGUUCAUCCAGCAUGAUGGCGAUUCAGUUAGCGGCACAAGCCCUUCGCAACGGGGAUGCGCCGGUUGCUGUCGCAGCCGGUGCCAGCUUGAUCAUUAGCCCAAAUAACUACCUAAUUUUAAGCAAUCUCAGCAUGAUUUCUGCGGAUAGCCGAGCCAAAAUGUGGGACGCCGAUGCCGACGGUUAUGCUCGUGGUGAGGGUGUCGGGGUGGUUAUUCUCAAGACUUUCAGCCAGGCGCUGAAAGAUGGAGAUCACAUUGAGUGUCUUAUUAGAGAGAUUUGCGUCAACCAGGACGGCCGUACGCAGGGAAUCACUUUGCCAAAUGAGCUGGCUCAGGCUGCCUUGAUUCGUCAGACCUACCAACGUGCAGGGCUCGAUCCCACCAAACCGGCCGAUCGCCCCCAAUACUUCGAAGCCCAUGGCACUGGGACCCCUGCUGGUGACCCCAGAGAAGCUGAGGCAAUAUCGAGAGCCUUCUUCCCCGACGGCUGCGGUGCCUCGCCUGAGGAAACGAUGUAUGUCGGCUCGAUCAAGACGGUCAUUGGCCAUACCGAGGGCACUGCUGGAAUUGCUGGUAUCUUGAAGGCUUCAUUGGCGCUGCAAAAAGGCUAUAUUCCACCGAACCUUCUAUUCAACCGUCUCAGUCCCAAAGUGGCCCCAUUUACCCAGCAUUUGCGGGUCCCUACUUCUCUUAUUCCUUGGCCCCAAGGUAUCAACGGAGUAAGAAGAGCCAGUGUGAACAGUUUCGGCUUUGGAGGAUCGAACGGCCAUGCGAUCUUAGAGAGGUUUCAACCAGAAUCGACCAUUACUUCACUUCCUGAAACAGGUCAGCCGUUAGUGACGCCUUUUGUCUUUUCUGCUGCGUCAGAGCGCACCCUCGCAAAAGUGCUCAGGAAUUACGCGCAACAUUUGAAGACAUUGGACAAUGUCAACCUGCGCUCCCUUGCUUAUACCCUCCAUUCCCGUCGGUCCGCAUUGCCAUUCCGCACUGCAAUAUGUGCCACUAGUCUCCAGGACCUGCUCUCCAAGAUUGACGAGCAUUUGAAUGAUUUCGCCACCAAGAAGACCCCCUCGUCAGGAGUGCGUGCACUAAGUAAACCAAACAGGAAGAUACUCGGCGUAUUUACUGGACAGGGUGCGCAAUGGCCUGCAAUGGGCAAGCAGCUCCUCGAGCGCGUUCCAUGUGCCCGCCAGAUCAUCGCUGAGCUGGACGAAUCUCUUGCAAGCCUUCCCAUGGAGCAUCGGCCGUCGUGGACGCUGCUCGAACAGCUCUUGGACGAAUCAGCGACAUCCGCGAUAAGUGAAGCGGCCAUCUCACAGCCCAUCUGCACGGCCGUUCAGGUCUUACUAGUUCGCCUCCUGCGCCUGGCAGGAGUGAAAUUCGAGGCCGUGGUGGGUCACUCCUCCGGGGAGAUCGCGGCGGCAUAUGCUGCAGGCUUCUUAUCAGCCUCGGAUUCCGUUCGAAUUGCAUAUUAUCGAGGAUUUGGGGCUAGGCUUGCCGGUGGGCCAAAACAAGAAAAGGGCGCUAUGCUGGCGGUUGGUGUCUCCUUAGAAGAGGCCACAGAUCUGUGUCAGCUGGACAGGUUCAGAGGUCGCAUUACGGUGGCGGCAUGUAACUCGCCGUCGAGUGUGACAUUGUCGGGAGACAUCGAUGCCAUCGAAAGCGCUAAGUCUGUUCUUGACGGUGAUAGAAAGUUUACCCGCAUGCUUCGGGUCGACAUUGCCUAUCAUUCUCAUCAUAUGAUUCCUUGUGCUGGGCCGUAUGUGGAUUUGCUUCGGGAAUGUGGGAUCACACCUACAAACCCUGGUCCGACGGCGCCUUCGUGGUACUCGAGCGUAAAUCCAAGCAGUGAGCCUAUGCAGGUCAUAGGCAGCUUGGCCGUAGAGUACUGGAAGGACAACAUGGUCCAGCCUGUUCUCUUCGCCCAGGCAGUCGAAACGGCCCUUGCAUCAUCUGGUCCUUUCGAUCUGGCGCUGGAGAUCGGUCCUCACCCCGCCCUCCAAGGCCCGUUCAAUCAAACCAUAGCAGAGGUUUCCACGGGUAAGGUCCCUUACUCAGGAUCUCUGAAGCGUGGCAGUGACGAUAUUGAAGCUUUGGCGAAUUCACUGGGCUUCAUCUGGACAUAUCUUGGACCCGCAGCCAUAGACCUCAAUGCCUAUGAGCAGAACCUGUUCCCCCAUGACGAAUACACCCUCUUCAUGAAGGACUUGCCCAGCUAUCCCUGGGACCACGAGCGGUCGUACUGGUUUGAGUCCAGGAUCAUGCGAGCUCAGCGCGAACGGAAAAGACCUGUGCACCCACUUCUCGGAAUUCAAGGGAGCGAUAACACUGAGAGCGAGGUGAAAUGGCGAAAUUUCCUUAAGUUAAGUGAGCUGCCUUGGCUCAGCUGUCACCAAAUCCAAGGCCAGGCUGUUUUUCCAGCUGCAGGUUACGCCUGUAUGGCAUGGGAGGCAACCAUGGAAAUAUCGAAAGAUCGUGCGAUUCAGUUAUUUGAAAUUCAUGAUAUGGCCAUUGGCCGGCCUAUCCUCUUCGGCCAAAGCCUCGUUGGGGUGGAAGUGAUCUUCACACUCUUCAACAUUAAGAGAGACGACCAAGACGCAGGUCUUCUUCGGGCGGACUUCUCAUGUCAUUCAUGCUCGAGCCACGAUAAUGUUCAGUUGAUUGAAAAUGCUCGCGGAACUAUCACUGUCUCCUAUGGUGAACCGAUGGCAGACACGCUUCCUGCGGAAAAACCCGAGGUUCCGAAUCUAGUCGACAUAGACACUGAACCUUUCUAUGAUGCCCUCGCAGACCUUGGUUAUGGAUACACUGGACCGUUUAAGGUAAUUGAUUUAUUGAAGAGGAAGAGGAAUCACGCCAGGGGUCUUCUCCAGAGACAGCCCACGAAUCUCCUCAUCCACCCGGCUUUUGUCGAUGGUGGUUUGCAAGCGCUGCUUGCAGCCAUGAGCUACCCAGGCGACGGUGCCCUCUGGUCUCUUCAUAUGCCAGUCAGGGUGCGCAACAUCCGACUCAAUCCAUACUUUUGCUACCUUGCCCAUGAUGAAAUGCCUGCAUUUGAGUUCGGUGCCAUUUUGUCGGAUUUCGGGCCUUUCGGUAACAAUGGCAAUGCUGAGGUCCAUCCGCCGGGGAGCUCAAACGCCCUACUGCAGAUAGAGGGCGUCAAGGCUAUUCCCUUUGCACCUGCAACCGCCAAGGACGAUCGCAACAUCUUUUCGGAAGUUGUACUGGAUCGGCUGGCUCUAAAUGGUGAAUGCAUAUCCAAGGGACACGUUGCCUCGGCCGAAGAGUAUAAUCUUGCGUACCUGAUGGAGCGAGUCGCGCACUAUUACUUACGCCAGCUCCAUCAGAGCGUCACUUCACAGGAGAGAGACCAAGCUGAGUUUCAUCACCAACGCAUGUUAGCAUUUGCAGAGCAGAUUGUGGCAUCUGUUGCGUCCGGCCAGCAUCCUUGGGCUAAACAAGAGUGGGCUCACGAUACCAAAUCUGAUAUCUUGAAGGCCAGUGAAGGGUACGCCCACUUAAUCGACCUUCGAAUCAUGAACUCUAUCGGAGAGAACAUGCACUCGGUGGUGCGAGGGGAAUCACCAUACCUUGAGCACAUGGUUCGUGAUAACAUGCUGGAAGAGUUUUAUCGGCAUUCCUUAGGAUUUCCAGUAAUGAAUAAGUGGCUCGCUCGCAUGGCCAAGCAGCUCGUCCACCAGUACCCAGCCAUGAGGAUCCUAGAGAUCGGUGCCGGUACCGGUGGAGCGACCAAGUUGAUUUUUGAGACCAUCGGGCGCAAGUUCUCUUCUUACACGUAUACUGACGUGUCCCCUGCGUACUUCGAUCGCGCACAGCAGGACUUCGAACAGUUUGCCAGCAAGAUGGAAUACAGGAUCCUAGACCUAGAGAAGGACAUGUCUGAGCAGGGCUAUUCCGAAGGCGAAUACGACCUGAUCAUUGCGUCCAACGUGCUCCACGCCACCAAAAGUCUUGAACAAACUCUGCGCCGCGUUAGGGGACUCCUUCGUCCAGGAGGGCACCUGUUGAUGCUAGAGAUCACCAACACGGGCCCAAUGCGAUUUGGGUUUCUGAUGGGUGGUCUUCCCGGAUGGUGGGUGGGUCAUAAUGACGGCCGUCAAAUGGCACCUGUAGUUGAGCCGGUUCGGUGGCAUUCAUUGCUGCAAAAAUCGGGCUUUUCGGGGAUUGACGCCAUUACUCCAGCCUCUGAUGUUCUCCCGUAUCCGAUGUCUAUCAUGGCGGCGCAGGCAGAUGACUACCGCGUCCAGUUUCUCCGCGAUCCAGUUUUUGAACCUAAUCCGCAAGUCAGCCUAGGGGAGUUGCUAAUUUUAGGAGCGGAAAGCCUGAUUACCACUAAGUUGGCACAAAGGAUCGCCCGAGCUCUGGCCAGCAAAUUUGCUGACAUCAUGAUCUUGAGCAAGAUGGAGCACCUGGGCAGCCCAGGGGUACGUAUCCCACGGAAUGUCAUCAACCUAUGUGAUCUAGAUGAACCGACAUUCUUGCGCAUGAGCCAGGAGAAAUUGAACUUAUUGAAGCUCCUGGUGAGUAGCGCGAAGAAUAUUCUCUGGGUGACUCAGGGCAGCCAAGGGAAGGAACCAUACAACUCCAUGAGCAUUGGAUUCACGCGAUCUCUGAGAUACGAAAUUCCCGACAUGCGACUUCAGGUGGUGGAUACCGACAAUGCCAAUCAUCUAGACGCACAGUAUGUCUCGGGCUUGCUUCUCAAAUUAAGCGCUAUCGACAGCUGGACGCAGCUCGGGAAGAUGGAUGAUGUCCUUUGGACAGUUGAACCUGAGAUUUAUAUAAAGAAAGGGUCAGCAUACAUUCCUCGCAUCAUCCAAGAUCGGGUGCGCAACGAUCGAUACAAUUCCAAGCAACGAUCAGUGGAAAAACAGGUAGAUCCAGAUCAACAGCCAGUCUUCCUGGAUGUGAGAGAGGAUUCCUAUAUGUUGCGUGAGGUGUUUUCGCACUCGACUUUCACAGCAAUAACAGACGAUUACGUGAGAGUCAGGGUGGCCACGACAACCUCACACGCUAUCAGGGCAGCAUCAUCUGAGGCGGCCUUCAUCGCAUACGGCACAGUUGAAGCAACCUCACAACCUGUCAUUGUAUUCAGUGAUAAGAAUGCGUCAAUUAUUGAAGUGCCCAAGAAAUAUGUCGUUGGUUACGAAUGGGAUCUUAGCAAGCAGCCUGCAUUCUUACGGGCGACCAUGCUUGAACUUAUGGCUGACAGCAUACUCUCCUUAUGCCAGCCUAAUGGAGGUGUCCUUUUGUACCAGCCGCCAGAAUCUCUCUUCACCAUCUUGCAGUGUCGAGCAGCCGAAACAGGUCGCCGCGUGUUCGAACUUACGCAGGGUCCAAAGAAGUGCACAUCGACCAUCUCCAUUCAUUUGCGUGCUCUAGAAAGCCACAUUCGAGGCGUCCUUCCAAAGAACAUUUCGGCCUUUGUCAACUUUUCGGUCGAUGCAGCCCAGAUUGACUUUUCACGACGCGUAAUGUCCGGCUUGCCUGUUGAAUGCAAAAUAAUAGGUGUCAACGCGAUAUAUCAACAAGCAGCAACUUCGAUGCCGGACUAUGCCAUGGAGAAGUUUCACUCGGCCUUGAACGGGGCAAUUGCGCACGCCGCCGACAUACUCGAGCACAUGGAGUUUUCUUCAUUCGCCGGAGUCGCAAUCCAUGACAUCUUGAGAAGUAGCCCAUCAAGCCAAAUACUUCAGGUCAUUAACUGGACGGGUGAUUCUCAAGUCAGUGUUCAAAUCGAACCUGCAAGCACACAAGUAGGGCUCAAUCCAGAAAGGUCCUAUCUUCUUAUAGGUCUCACAGCAGACUUGGGCCAAGCUGUGUGUGAGUGGAUGAUCGACCAUGGAGCUCGAAAUGUUAUUUUGCUCAGUCGCAACCCACGUCUGAACCGAAAAUGGCUGGAGUUGCAGGCAGACAAGGGUGCAACCGUAACUGUCUAUUCUGCAGACGUGAGUGAUCGACAAAGCAUCCGCGAAGUUCAUAGCAAAAUCACCGAGUCCCUUCCUAAAAUCGCGGGAGUCGUCAACGCAGCAAUGGUUCUCCAAGACUCCAUGUUUUCAAACACAAAUCUUGACAUGCUCCGGGCAGUGAUGGCUCCGAAGGUCGACGGCAGUCGCUACCUUGAUGAACUCUUUUCCGAUCCCACUCUAGAUUUCUUUAUCCUUUUUUCCUCACUUGCUUGGGCCCUUGGGAACAGUGGCCAGAGCAGCUACGCUGCCGCCAAUGGAUACCUUGUCGGUCUGGCGGCACAGCGCAGGAAUCGGGGCUUGCCAGCAUCAGUGAUUGAUCUUGGCGCGGUCCUGGGUCUGGGAUACAUUACGCGGUCCAGUCAAAUGACUGCCGCCGUUAUCAAUGCUUCAGGGUCCUACCCAAUUUCCGAGUACGACCUUCUCGAGCACUUUGCAGAGGCUAUCCUGGCCAGUCCAGUGGAAACAUCUGCAGCCUACGAAACCAUUUCCGGCAUUCGCGAGGUUGAUCCAUCUUUGGACGAUCGGGUAGCUUGGAUCAGCAACCCUCAGCUGUCCCAUUUCGUGGCCGACAAGUGCGACGUCAAGGCCAACAAAGCAGAAAACCGCGUGAUGCCGAUCAAAGACCAGUUGCGAGAGGCGCGCACUCUUCCGGUGCUCCGGCAAAUCAUUCAAGAUGGGUUCACGGCCCGCCUUCUCAUCCUGCUGCAGCUUUCUGCCGAUAACAUGAGCGAGGAGGUGCCUCUGGUAGAGCUUGGAGUAGACUCUCUUGUGGCAGUCGAAGUGCGCACGUGGUUUCUGAAAAACGUGAAUAUAGACCUCCCUGUGUUGAAGGUUUUGGGUGGGUCGAGUCUCCUGGAUAUUGUUGAAAUUGCACUCCAGCAGGCAGCCUUAAAGCUGCUUCCAGAAUCCGGCGGUAUUGAAGGCAACCCCAAAGAUGGCACAGCAUCCGGCGAGCAGGAUACGCCCCCUCAAGCGAAGGCCAUCACACAUCCUCCGACGGAAGGCUCAUCCUCGCCCCCUAUUACCGAUAAGGCGGAGCAGUUUUCGUCAGAUAAAGAAGACACCAGACUGACACCACUGUCAACCCCCCAUUCCGAGCAGUCGGAGAUCCGUUUUGAACCUGUCAUCGAGAGAACGGAGAAAAUGUCUUUCACCCAGAGAAGGUUUUGGUUCAUGCACCACCAUCUAACCGACCCAACUACAUUCAAUGUUACAUUCGCUCAUCAUCUGGAUGGAGAAUUGAACGUUGCGGAAAUGUCCGAGGCCUUGACUGCUUUAGGCGAAAAGCACGAAGGCCUGCGUACAUGUUUCUAUGACGGCGGGUCAGAAAACCGUGAGCCUAUGCAAGCAGUUCUGGAUCGAUCUCUUUUGCACCUUGAGCACCGUCAUAUCGAAACAGCCGACGCCACCCACGAAGAGUUCAAGAAACUUGUGAACCACGUCUACGAUUUGGAGAAGGGGGACAUCAUGAGGAUCACCCUGCUAACCCAUAACCGCACGUCGCAUUUUCUGAUAAUUGGAUACCACCAUAUUGCCAUGGAUGGUAUUGGGUUUGCGGGUUUCCUGCAAGAAAUAAUGCAAAUUCGCACGACGGCAUCAUCCCCAGUGCCGUAUCAGUACAUUGACUAUUCCAUCAAACAACGAGAGGCUUAUGAGCAAGGGAAAAUGUCGGGUGAGAUCGAGUUCUGGAGGAAGGAGAUUUCCAACCCACCGCCGCCGUUGCCACUUCUCCCCUUCGCGAGUACGAAGCAUCGACGCGCCCUCAGGGAGUAUUCCCAUAUCACGAGCAGCUUCCGGCUGUCAUCGAUCGUCACAGCCAGGAUCAAACGCAAGUGCCGCACUUAUCAAGCUACAAGCUUUCAUUUCUACCUGGCCGUCUUGGAAACAAUGCUAUUCAAGAUGCUAGACUCGGACGAGCUAUGCAUCGGCAUUGCGGAUUCGAAUCGCACCGAUGGAGAUAUGCUGCGCACGAUGGGUGCAUUUAUGAACCCCUUGCCCCUGCUGUUUAGGCGCCAAACGAGCCAGUCCUUCGGGGACGUAGUAAGAACUACUCGUCAAAAGGUGUACUCCGCCAUGGAGCACGCCAGGCUUCCUUUUGAUGUGCUCCUCGAUGAACUGAAAAUUCCGCGCUCUGCCGACUACCCUCCCCUUUUCCAGGUAUUUCUUGAGUUCCGGCAGGGUGUGCAGGAGCGGAUGGACUUCGGGAACUGCCUGGCGCAGCGGACGGACUGGGAUUACGGAAAAACUCCAUACGAUAUCAUGUUAGAUAUCAUGGAGAACACCAGUGGCGAGGCGGUGGUUUCUAUUAACACCCAAAGAAGCCUGUACUCGCAAGAAGACACAGAUUUGCUUGGCCGAGUCUUCCAGAACCUCUUGGAUACUUUUACAAACAAUCCGGCCCAGCAAGUAGGAGAUCCUCCUCUGUUUGCCAAGGUGGACAUCGAUAAAUCCAUAAAGGCUGGUAUUGGUCCGCAAGUGCAACCCACCUGGCCUGCCAAUGUUGCGGAUUGUAUUGGCGUCAGUCUGGCUGCAAACCCUGACAAGGUAGCUUUGAAGGUCGACGGCGGCUUAGAGAUCACAUAUCGUGAACUUUCCGAUCGUGCCAACCGAAUUGCAUCUGCGGUGAGGAACGCAAACAUCCAGCAGGGGUCAAGGAUUGCUAUUCUUUUGGAACCCAGCCCAGAUCAAGUGGCCUCGAUGAUAGCGAUGUUCCGACUGGGGUCGAUCUAUGUACCUCUAGACCUCCGGCAACCAGCACCCAGGAUAAAGGUCCUUCUCGAAGACUGCCAACCCGGUGCUGUUUUAUAUCACGCCGCCACAGUCGAGCUGGCAGGCUCCUUGUUGCCCUCUGGUACAACAAAACUGCUAGAUAUCUCAGUAGUGGAUACGGAACCGGCGCCCUCAUACUCGGCUCCCAUCGGCGGGGACUCUCCGGCAAUGGUCCUCUAUACCAGCGGCUCGACGGGGACACCGAAAGGGAUUGUUAUAUCCCACGCCAACAUUUGUCACCAUCUUGAAAGCAUGAGCCAGACUUUGGGCUUCGGCGCAGAGGUGAUGUUGCAUCAGAGCGCUCCCACCUUUGAUCUUGCCGUCAGUCAGGUCCUGAUGGCACUCUGUCAUGGUGGCACUCUGAUUGUCGUACCUCAAUCAAAGCGCGGUGACGUCCUCGAGAUAACGAAAAUCAUGGCCGGACAGCAUGUGACGUCCACGAUUGCGACGCCAUCGGAAUAUUCUGCAUGGCUUCGGUAUGGCCGUGCGAAUCUUCGAUCUUGUACAACCUGGAGCGUAGCUCUCAGCGGGGGUGAACAAUUGACCUCGAGACUAAUUCAAGAGUUUGACGCCAUGCAUGGCUGCUCCCCUCGGGUUGUCAACAUCUAUGGACCGGCGGAGAUCACCAUUUCGAGCAAUUGUCUAACAGUUCCUCGAACUGAAACCAAUUUCGCGGUUCCCGUCGGGCCCACCCUGCCCAAUUACUCCGUCUAUAUUGUGGAUUCGAACACGAAGCCUCUCCCCUUGGGGAUGUCUGGAGAAAUCUGCAUUGGCGGGUGUGGAGUCACGCUCGGCUAUCUAAACAACGACAGCCUUACCCAGAAGAAAUACAUCAUUAAUCCAUUCGUCCCCGAGGCCCACCGGGCUAGAGGAUGGACCCGAAUGGUGCGAACCGGUGAUCGUGGGCGGCUUUCUCUUGACGGCUCUCUAGUCUUCGAGGGCCGGAUGGGCGACGACUCGGUCAUUAAGUUGCACGGAAUUCGGGUGGAACUGGAGGACAUUGAGAGUGUGAUUCUGCGGCAAGCGGGCGGAGCCAUAGACCAGGUCAUCGUUUCCGUGCGUGGCGAUCCUCAGUUCCUGGUUGCUCAUGUCGUGCUGCCUAGCAGCCUCGCCGAUAUCGACCAGGAAGUAUUCCUCGAGGACUUGCGCUCCAAUCUCCCAUUACCGCUGUAUAUGUGCCCAGCUAGAAUCGUUUCCGUGACCGAGUUCCCUCUCAACGCGCACUCCAAGGCGGACCGUCUCGCCAUCGCCAGGCUACCCCUGCCACCAACAGCUCUCCGAGGGCCUAGUGCGGGAUUUGGACUGACCGACAUUCAAAAGGAGCUAAAGAGUCUGUGGGAUGACGUUCUUCCCCAAGAGCUCGUCGACAUCUCCGCUGCACACUCAGACCUCAAUUUUUUCCAGGUCGGAGGAAACUCCUUUCUUUUGCUGACGAUUCAAGACUUGAUCAGAAAGCGCUUUUCAGUCACACUGACCCUAGCCGAUCUUUACGAGGCCAGUACUCUAGGGCGUAUGGCCGCCAGAAUCAAGAACGCGGAGAGAGACCGGGAGAUCGAUUGGGACUCGGAGACAUCCAUUCAACACAUCAUUCCAGCAGUACCUGUCGAAAGCAGCCCCCGUUCCAACAACGAUGGAUUGGUCGUCGUGAUGACCGGUUCGACGGGGACGCUGGGUUUCGAACUCCUACGACAGUUGGUGGCUGAUGCACGUGUUUCACGGAUCCAUUGUGUCGCCGUGCGCGAAUUGAAUGACGAUGCAAAAUCUGCCGCUCGCCGGUCUCGACUCGACAUGGCCAAGGUGUCCUAUUACCCCGGCGAUCUCGCCGAUCCUGAUCUGGGACUCCCCAGGGAAACAUUCUGUUCGAUCGCCGCCGAGGUGGACCUUAUCUUGCACAGCGGCGCUAAUCGCUCUUUCUGGGAUCGCUACACCGCAUACCGAGGAGCCAAUGUCCAGUCCACCAAGUCGCUUGUUGCUAUGGCCCUCGCCCGAAAGGCGCCAAUUCACUUUCUCUCGUCUGGGGGAGUCUCGGCAAGCACCGAAUUGCCCGCCACCGACGGCACAAACGGAUAUAUCGCGUCGAAAUGGGCCAGCGAACGGAUUCUUGAAACCACGGCGGACAGGUUCGGCAUUCCCGUGCACAUCCAUCGCCCGAUGCCUACCAUUUCAGACAAUCAUGCAGCUCAUCACAGGGCCUUGGCCGAGCUUCGGCGGAUCACCCAUGACCAACACAUUCUUGUUUCCGCCGGAAACAUCUCCGGCCACAUCGAUCUAUUCCAAGUGGACCAACUAGCCGAGAAGAUAGUCCAAGUUAUGUUCGGUAAGCCGGAGAGCAUCGCGGCGCUGGAUGUUGACGGGGUCUUGAUUUCCCGUGACCAACAUCAUCCUCUGUCAUACAUCAACUAUCAGAGUCCAAUCCGACUCACGACUGACGAUCUUGGAAGCAUUUGGGACGGGAGGGCCGGGAGUUCCUCGGACACAACAACUCUGACAGGGCCUGAAUGGAUCGGCGCCGUUAAAGCCGCCGGUUUCCCGUAUAUCGUGUCGUCACAGGAUCUUCAAAUUUUGGAACCGGGUCAGGAUCGAGCACGAUUGGUGAGUCGGCGGUGA
Messenger RNA from Aspergillus melleus, 11898 nucleotides. RefSeq lists its product as uncharacterized. The transcript is spliced from 8 exons. Bases 1 to 11898 code for a protein of 3965 amino acids. The record is from RefSeq and is a predicted model, not a curated record. NCBI's taxonomy places the organism in Eukaryota, Fungi, Ascomycota, Eurotiomycetes, Eurotiales, Aspergillaceae. Gene Ontology annotation, biological process: fatty acid biosynthetic process; secondary metabolite biosynthetic process. Gene Ontology annotation, molecular function: 3-oxoacyl-[acyl-carrier-protein] synthase activity; phosphopantetheine binding; fatty acid synthase activity.